CUCUCUCAACACUGCUUUUUUUUACUCAUUUUAGUCUUUUUGCUUUUGCCUGUAAGCAAUCAUUAGCUCUUCUUCACGCCCUCCAUUUACCCUUUCUUUUUUUUCUUUUUUCUUUUAUUUUUAUUUUUAUUUUUAUUUUUUCUUACCCACCAAGGAUAAAACACCCCACACUCUUUAUCCCUGUAUGUAAACCCCCGCUUCUCCCUUUCGUUUCCUAUAAAACAAACGAAGGGAAGAGGAAUUUAUAACAAGCAAAAACACACACACAAAGAGAAGAGAGAAGAGAGAAGAGAGGGGAGAGAGCAAUGGAGUGGCGUACUUGUAAUUCCAGGCUUGCUCUCUUCUCGGCGGCGGCGGUGGUGGUGGUGCUCUUCUCGGCGUGCCACGUGUCGGCAGGGGAGGGGGCGAGGGCGGGGACGUACAUCGUGCACAUGGCGAAGCACGCGAUGCCCGCGGAGUUCGCGGAGCACCGGGCGUGGUACGGCGCGUCGCUCCGGUCGGUGUCGGGCGCGGGCGCGGAGCUUCUGUACGCGUACGACACGGUGGCCCACGGGUUCUCGGCCCGGCUCACCCCGGCGCAGGCCCGCGCCCUGGAGCGCCUCCCCGGCGUGGUGGCGGUGCACCCGGAGCGCCGGUACGAGCUCCACACCACGCGCACCCCCGAGUUCCUGGGGCUGGACCGGAACGAGGGGCUGUUCCCCAUGACCGGAACCGCGGCGGACGUGGUGGUCGGGGUCCUGGACACGGGGGUGUGGCCCGAGCGCCCGAGCUUCGACGACGCGGGGCUCGGCCCCGUGCCCGCCGCGUGGAAGGGCGCGUGCGAGCAAGGCACCAACUUCAGCGCGAGCGCGUGCAACCGCAAGCUCAUCGGCGCGCGGUUCUUCGCCAAGGGGUACGAGGCGAGCAUGGGCCCCAUCGACGAGAGCCGGGAGUCGCGGUCCCCGCGCGACGACGACGGGCACGGGACCCACACGUCGACGACGGCGGCGGGCGCGGCGCGCGGGAUGGCGCCGCGCGCGCGCGUGGCGGCCUACAAGGUGUGCUGGCUCGGCGGGUGCUUCAGCUCCGACAUCCUGGCGGCCAUGGACGCCNCGGCGCGCGGGAUGGCGCCGCGCGCGCGCGUGGCGGCCUACAAGGUGUGCUGGCUCGGCGGGUGCUUCAGCUCCGACAUCCUGGCGGCCAUGGACGCCGCCGUGGCCGACGGGUGCCACGUGCUCUCGCUCUCCCUCGGCGGCGGCUCGGCCGACUACUACAGCGACAGCGUCGCCAUCGGCGCCUUCGCGGCCAUGGAGAAGGGCGUGCUCGUCUCCUGCUCCGCCGGGAACGCCGGGCCCGCCGCCGCCUCGCUCUCGAACGUGGCCCCCUGGAUCACCACCGUGGGCGCGGGCACGCUCGACCGCGACUUCCCCGCGCCGGUGCUGCUGGGCGACGGCCGCAACUACUCGGGGGUGUCGCUCUACAGCGGGAAGCCGCUGCCGGCGUCGCUCCCGCUCGUGUACGCCGGGAACGCCACCAACUCCACGAGCGGGAACCUGUGCACGCCGGGGACGCUGAUCCCGGAGAAGGUGAGGGGGAAGGUGGUGCUGUGCGACCGCGGCGUGAACGCGCGCGUGCAGAAGGGGUACGUGGUGCGCGACGCGGGCGGGGCCGGGAUGGUGCUGGCCAACACCGCCGCCAACGGGGAGGAGCUCGUCGCCGACGCCCACCUCCUCCCGGCCACGGGCGUGGGCCAGAGAGCCGGGGACGCCAUUCGCGCCUACCUGCGCGCCGACCCGAGCCCCACCGCCACCAUCGCCUUCUCCGGGACGCAGGUCGGGGUGCGGCCGUCGCCCGUGGUGGCCGCGUUCUCGUCGCGCGGGCCCAACGCCGUCACGCCGGAGAUCCUGAAGCCCGACCUGAUCGCGCCCGGGGUCAACAUCCUGGCCGCCUGGACCGGCGCGGUGGGGCCCACGGGCCUGGCGGUGGACCCGCGCCGGGUGGAGUUCAACAUCAUCUCGGGCACCUCCAUGUCGUGCCCCCACGUCAGCGGCCUCGCCGCGCUCCUCCGCGGGGCCCACCCGGACUGGAGCCCCGCCGCCAUCCGCUCCGCGCUCAUGACCACCGCCUACUCCGCCUACUCUGGCGCCGGCGCCGGCGCCAUCCUCGACGUCGCCACGGGGCAGGCCGCCACGCCGUUCGACUUCGGGGCCGGGCACGUGGACCCCACCAGCGCCGUCGAUCCGGGGCUCGUCUACGACCUCGCCCCCGAGGACUACCUCGACUUCCUCUGCGCGCUCAACUACACGUCCCUCCAGAUCGCCAGCGUGGCCAAGCGCCCCAACUACACCUGCGCCGCCAAGCCCUACGCGGUCUCCGACCUCAACUACCCCUCCUUCUCGGUCGCCUUCGCCACCGCCUCCGGCGACGGCGUCGGCGCCGCACCCGCCACCGUCGAGCACGCGAGGACGCUCACCAACGUCGGCGCCCCGGGGACCUACAAGGUCGCGGCGUCGGCGACGGCGCAGGGGGGCACGGUGAAGGUCACGGUGGACCCGACGGAGCUGAGCUUCGCCAAGGCCGGGGAGAAGAAGAGCUACACCGUGAGCUUCACGGCGCCGUCGCUUCCCUCGGGUUCGACCGGGUUCGGUCGGGUGGUGUGGUCCGACGGUAAGCACGUGGUGGCGAGCCCGGUCGCACUAACGUGGACCUAAACACAUACACACAUAAAUGCAUUCAUUCCGGCACCCGCACCCGCACCCGCACCCGCACGCGCACCUUUUUUUUUUUUAAGAAAAAAAAAUUAUUAAGGGGAAUUGGAUCAAAUCAGGAAAAGCUGAAGAAUCUGGGAGGUGCCCGUAAUGACGGGUGGGCCCGGGGGGGGUUACCAUGCAAGUUGGUUCUUAAUUUGUUUAGUUUGGUGGUUGCUUUGGUCAAAUUAGGGGGUUGGAGUGAAAGGCAAAUGAUUUACUUUAAUAAAAAGGAGAAAAAAACAACAAAAAAAAAAAGGGGGGGAAGGUUACUGUGCGCAAUUUGUAUAGUGAUUUCUCUUGUAUCGAUCCUGUGAUUUCCUUUAAUUUAUGAUGAAAAGGAUGUGUGCGAAUGUGAUAGUCAUGGAAAUAGGAUUUUGCUUGAAUUUGGAAUUGGAAGGUAUUAUUAAAUACUA
This is a messenger RNA of Ananas comosus (pineapple), 3142 nucleotides long. Its product is annotated as subtilisin-like protease SBT1.7. The coding region runs from base 306 to 2690 and encodes 794 amino acids. Gene Ontology annotation, biological process: proteolysis. The record is from RefSeq and is a predicted model, not a curated record. The transcript has a single exon. NCBI's taxonomy places the organism in Eukaryota, Viridiplantae, Streptophyta, Magnoliopsida, Poales, Bromeliaceae. Gene Ontology annotation, molecular function: serine-type endopeptidase activity.